Messenger RNA from Nothoprocta perdicaria, 1043 nucleotides. RefSeq names its product growth arrest specific 2 like 1 (gene GAS2L1). Gene Ontology annotation, molecular function: actin filament binding; cytoskeletal adaptor activity; microtubule binding. Gene Ontology annotation, biological process: protein localization to microtubule plus-end; regulation of microtubule polymerization or depolymerization; microtubule bundle formation. The transcript is spliced from 4 exons. Gene Ontology annotation, cellular component: stress fiber; cytoplasm; actin filament. The record is from RefSeq and is a predicted model, not a curated record. NCBI's taxonomy places the organism in Eukaryota, Metazoa, Chordata, Aves, Tinamiformes, Tinamidae. Bases 24 to 1043 code for a protein of 339 amino acids.
AGGGCAGCAGGGAGCCGCUCGCCAUGGCCGACCAGAGCAGCAUCCAGAGCGCCGCCUCCAAGAGCAUCCGCCCGUUCCGCUCCAGCGAGGAGUACCUCUACGCCAUGAAGGAGGACCUCGCCGAGUGGUUCAACACCCUCUACGACCUGGACAUCCACGUCGACAACUUCAUGGAGACCCUGGAGACAGGCUACGACCUCUGCCAACACGCCAACAACGUCAACCGCAUCGCCCUGGAGUUCCAGCAGCAGCACCCCGAGGCCGCCGCCCGCAUGCGCGUCCCCCGCAACGAGGUCGUCUUCCAGGCCAGGAACGCGCUGCCCGGCUCCUUCAUUGCCAGGGAUAACAUCUCCAACUUCAUCCGGUGGUGCCGGCAGGACCUCGGCAUCCAGGAUGUCCUCAUGUUUGAAACCAAUGACUUGGUGCUGAAGAAGAACGAGAAGAACUUUGUCCUGUGCUUGCUGGAGGUGGCCAGGAGGGGCUCCAAGUUUGGGAUGCUGGCGCCCAUGCUCAUCCAGAUGGAGGAGGAGAUCGAGGAGGAGAUGAGGGACCAAAUCACCUAUGGGGUGCUGGACAUGCGACGGGAAAGGCACCACCUGCACUCGGAGUCUCCGGUCCACCCCAGCAGGACGCAGCGCAUCUCCCUGUGUGACCUGAAGAACCUGGACGAGCUGGUCCGUGAGAUCCUGGGCUGCUGCACCUGCCCCUCGCAGUUCCCCAUGGUCAAAGUCUCCGAGGGCAAGUACCAAGUGGGAGACUCCAACGCGCUCAUCUUCGUGCGGGUGCUGCGCAGCCACGUCAUGGUGCGCGUCGGCGGCGGCUGGGACACGCUGGAGCACUACCUGGACAAGCACGACCCGUGUCGCUGCGCGGCGCUCGCCCAUCGCCUGGCGCAGCCGCGCGCCUCCCCGCACAAGGGCCCCCCCGCACCCAGCCCCAGGAUCCCCCGGCGCGACAAGCGGCCCCCCGGGGACCCCCCCACCCCCAGGGCGCCCCGGGGACCCGACGGUGAUGCUGCAACGCCCGCUGGGGCGCACAGGUAA